Molecule: messenger RNA, 1668 nt
Organism: Symbiodinium sp. CCMP2592
Lineage: Eukaryota; Dinophyceae; Suessiales; Symbiodiniaceae
Source: the annotation of a GenBank genome assembly
AUGGGUUUGAGCAGCAGCAGCUGCUGUCAAGAGGAGGAGCUGGUGGAAGGACCCAAGGAGCCUCCAGAAGUGGUUCACAGCCACAGCCGUGCUCCGUCCAGCUCGUCCUCCAGCAAUGCUGUGCCUCCGGCGGCAGUGCCGCCUCUGAUGUCACCCUCGGCUGGGACGAUGGGCUCAGAACCCUCACGUACGCUGAGCAAGUGGAGCCGGCUUCAGGACAUGCGACACCUCGAGGUGGACGCCGAAAUCGUUCGCGGGAUUUCCCUUCAUGCUUCCCUUCGCAACCUGGGACUCCUAUGGUGCAAGUCUCCCAUCGAUUUGGCCGAGGAGGGCCGCCGGCACUUGUACGACCGUUCAGCGCCGGUGGCGGCCUACGACAUCUUCUUGUCGCACACAUGGCAGACGCCAGGGAGGUACAAAGUCCUCAGCCUUUUGUUUCAGGCAGGGUGGAAGCAUAUGCUUCAACUUUGGUCCAUCAGUGUGGUCUCAGCUUUUGUGCUGAGCUUGUGCAACGUACUUCCACUUCCCUUCACCAUUGUGCCGGAGUUCGCGGAAUACCAUGCGCACCAUUGUCCAUACUUCCCUUGGUGCCUCGUCAUGGCUUUCGUGGGAAGCUCAUUGGGGCUCUUGCUGACGCCCUAUUUUCCGGCUCUCUGUGGCCAGCAUCCUGUUUGCUUCCUGGAUGUGGUCAGCAUCCACCAAGUGGACAAGGAGUUGAUGGAGCGAGGUAUUUAUGGCUUAGGAGGAUUUUUGCGAGUCUCAAGAGAGCUCCGCGUCCUCUGGUCCGCCCCCUACCUCUCGAGGCUCUGGUGUGUCUUCGAAUUGGCGGCUUACCGCAAAGCCAACCCCGAUGGGCGUAUGGUCUUGGCACCUCUCUUUAUCGAAGCCGGAGUCCUCUUGAGUCUCUUGGGAACCUACUUUGCAGCUUUCCUCUUUGCAGUGGGCUUUGUGCUGGACUGGCAGUUCGAACUGCGCUUCGUGGGCUACGUGAUUGCGCUGGCACCCAUCUAUGUGCUCAUGCACCUCUUCCGUCGGACGAACAUGGCCAAGCUAAAGCUUCUGUCAGAUUUGCAAACUUUUGAUCUGGCACGAGCUGACUGCAGAACGGACUUCGACCGCGAGUUCAUACACCGUGCAAUCACUGAGUGGUAUGGGAGCAAGGAGAAGUUCACACAGCAUGUUCGCGGGCCGUUGCGUGACGAACUGCUGGGUGGCAACAAGGAAAUCCUUCCGCUGCAGUACAUUUUGCUGGUUUCCACGGUGACAUUUAGUGCAUCGCUGGACAACAUCAUCGCAUUGGAUUUGGGAGGGGUGCCGCUGUAUUGGCAGCUGGCCCAGGCCAUCGCGAACUGUUGUGGCUUCCACUUGUUCUGGUUCGUGAUGUUUCUCAAGCUUUGCAUCUUUCUCUGCGAUCGCUUUGCCGCUCCGAUGUUCCCGGGGCUGCUAGACUUUGUGCAGACCUUCGUCCUUUUUGGGGCGGCUGUUGGCUUUUACUACGUUGGUGCGGAGCUCACUCGUAGAGCCUACCUGGCGAGUUUGGAGGCAGCUGUUGCGUGGACUCUUUCUGCGUGCCUUUUGGCCGUCCUCUCUUUCUUCACCGAUCGGCUGGUAAAUCACCGGUUUCACUCAUCAAGGGCGAACAGGUCCGCUGCAUGCUCUGGUACCUGA